This is a messenger RNA of Oncorhynchus nerka (sockeye salmon), 6393 nucleotides long. It is a transcript of the gene txndc16, whose product is annotated as thioredoxin domain containing 16. NCBI's taxonomy places the organism in Eukaryota, Metazoa, Chordata, Actinopteri, Salmoniformes, Salmonidae. The record is from RefSeq and is a predicted model, not a curated record. The transcript has 19 exons. The coding region runs from base 370 to 2853 and encodes 827 amino acids.
GGCUAGUUAGGUGGGACACAGGAAGAUGAAACAGCAAAAAUGUUCUAGCAUCCCUCUUUCAUUUGGGUAGUUUAGCUACAUAAUUGAAGUGAAACAAAACUGCUCGUUACCAGGUCGUGUAAGUUGUCUAAAAGCUAGUUAUAUAAAAUGUUUCUGCAAUGUAUUAAGAGUGCCCAUAUCGUGGUCAUGGAAUUUAAAAUGGCCUUUGUCUGGCUACUUUAGCUAGGUAACGUUAGCUGAAUAACGUAGCCAACGCGUUAUGCCAUAACAGACCUAGCCAGCUUGCAUCGUCGAAUGUAACUUAGUCCAUUCUUUUCUACUAGAUUUUGUCGGUUCAAUUGAACUGUUAGGUUCGAUCCUUCAUCGACCAUGGCAUGGUUCAUAUGUGUCGUCAUACUUUUGCUCUGCUCAAGAAGUGAGCAAUGCACCACUGGAAAUGCCUCAAAACUCAUUGAGCACACAGCUGCCCAUUUUUUCGAGAAAAUGCAAUCAGGAAAGAUGUAUUUUAUAUACUUUGGGAAACAAGUCAAUCCAACCAUAGGUCUCUUCAUUGAACAGCUGGAGAAGUCUGCAGAUGUUCUAGAAGAUUACGGUAUUUCAGUUGCUAAGGUAAAUUGUACUAAUGAACACAUAGCAAAGUACUGCACUGGAAAGAAGCUGAUGAAAAAAGUUUAUUUGUUCAGGGGUGGCAAUGUCCUGAAGAGUUUCGACACAGACACCGUCUUCGACGUGAACGCCAUAGUGUCUCACGUUCUCUUCACUGUGCUUUUUGACGAGGUGAGGUACGUCCAUACAAUUGCUGAGCUACAGUCGGUGGAGAGGGCAGCUAAAGGCAAGACUGAUAUUGUGCUAGGCCAUGUCCAGGUCUUGGGCUUACCAGAGCACCGAGCGUUGAUGGAGACAGCAUUUGUGUACGGAGUCAAGUACCAGUUUGUGCUGACCACAGGAGGCCCAGUGCUGACGAACAUGGGGGUGGAGGAUAUUUCAUCUCUGACAGCAGGUCUGUGGUUCCUGCACUGUAAGGGUGCAUCCCAAUCCCAGCACUCAGACCCCUGUCCACACACGGCCCUAAGGAGAGCCCUCACCACCCUCCACAUCUACACCUUCCUCCAGCUGAUGGAAGCCCCACUGGUGGUGAGAAGCCAGAGUGAGGCCUCAGUGGAGCCCUCAGAGGUGAACAUGGUCCACAGCCACCUCCAGGUGCCCCUGCUCUUCCUCUUCUCUCAGCCCCACACGGUGGCCCUUGACCGGGUCACUGCCCAAACUCUAGCCUGGAGGCUGAGAGGCCAGGUGGGCCUGGUGCUCAUCCACAGAGAGAGUCCUGAUGUAAAAAUCCCACUGGAAUACAAUGCUGCUUACAGACUACCAGGAGAGGGUUCAGAGGUCAAGUACCUGAUUCUAAACAAUCUAGAGGAGGUUAUCGACCUGUUCAGAGAUGAGAGCACUCCGGAGGAGGAAGAGGACGAUGAUAAUUGGGCCACUCUUGAUGUGCUUGAUGAUGAGGUGGCGGAGUCUGUGUACAGAGACAGGGGCCAGAGUCUGGACAUGGAUGCUGUCACAGAACUCACUGCUGACACGUUCCACAGCGCAGUGGCAGAGAGUGACUACACGGUGGUGCUGUUUUACGUGAAAUGGGAUGCUGUCUCCAUGGCUUUCAUGCAGUCCUACAUAGAGGUGUCAGAAUCCCUAGAAGACGCUGACAUCAGCGACGUGGAGCUGGCUGUGCUGGAUUGUGGGGAGUGGACUGACGUGUGCAGCGCUCAGAAAAUCCGCUCCUUUCCCACCGUCCGUCUGUACCGCCCACAGGAGCCUAACCAGCCCUACCAAGGCAUGCUGGGUACUGAGAGCCUGAACAGGUUCAUCAUGCUGAGUCGUCUGGUGUCCCCUGUCCUCCUGUCCUCUCCUGAUGAGGUGACAUCAUUCCUGGAGGGGGACCUGUACCAGCGACAUGCAGCUAUCGCCCCUGUCACAGUACUAGGCCUGUUCAGCUCCACAGCAGACGCAGGUGUGCCAGUGUUCAAGGAAGCAGCAAAAGCACUCAGAGGAGAGACUAUGGUCGGGUUGUUUGCUGACAGACAAGCAGAAAUAUGGGCUGUGGAGUAUUCUGUGACGCUGCCUGCCAUUCUGGUGUCACGAGGACCUACAGGCCAAACUGAGGCUCAUUCUCUCAACCUCUCCAUGCCGGACCAACUGGUUACACACAUCCAGAGAGCAUUACUGGAUACAUUUCCAGAAUUGACAGUGGAGAACCUGCCCCUGUAUCUGGAGGUUAAAAAAAAACUUCUGCUGCUCUUUGUGGGAGAAGAGGAGAGUGGGAGGAAAGGGAACAAGAGAAUAUUGGAUGAUAUGAGGAGUCUGCUGAACACAGGACUGCUCAACCCCUACCUGCCCUGCUGGAUCCAUCUGGGUCGUACCCCUGCAGGUAAGGCUGUCCUGGAGGCAUACCUGGGUUUCCUGCCCCUGCUUCCUGCCCUGGUGGUCUCCCAGCUGGCCACAGGAGGAGAGGUCUUCCACUACCCCACUGGCAGACCCUUAAUGGUACAGCCCAUUCUGCAGUGGCUGCAGAGAGUGGAGGAUGGUGAAGAACCACCUGCAGGUGUUAUUGUGGAUGAUAAAUGGAUGCCCUCCAUGCCCUUCUACGACUUCCUGUCCGUCAUGGACCAGGAAGUACCGGGCUAUGCCUCCCAGAGGAGCGCUAAGACAAAAACAAACCGGAUUGAGAGAGCAGAGGGAGAGAAAGAGAAGAGCAGCAGUGGUGGUGGUGAAAGACAAGCCCGAACUGGAGCACACAACCCCCAAGGGUCACCCACCACCAAGCCUCCACAGACAUCUCACCACCACUCUGAGCUAUGAGGGGGGAUAGAGCAGCAGCCCUGACCUCUGAAAGCUGGAGGAAACCAAUGACUGCUUUGAUCAAAAUCACCUCUAACAGAUAAGCUACACUGAAGCUAUUAGAUAGUGAUGGCUUUAUGGGCUGUGAGAUCCACUGAGCCUCCUAGUAUGUGGUUUAGCUGUUUUACAGUGCAUUGGGAAAGUAUUCACACCCCUUGUCUUUUUCCAUAUUUUGUUAUAUUACAGCCUUAUUCCUCAUCAAUCUACACACAAUACCCCAUAAUGACAAAGCAAAAACAGGUUUUUAGACAUUAUAGCCACACACAAAAAAUACAUUAGCAUAAAUAUUUAGACCCUUUACUCAGUACUUUGUUGAAGCACCUUUUGCAGCGAUUACAGCCUCCAGUCUUCUUGGUACAGUAUGACACUACAAGCUUGGCACACCUGCAUUUUGGGGAGUUUCUCCCAUUCUUCUCUGCAGAUCCUGUCAAGCUCUUUCAGGUUGGAAGGGGAGUGUCGCUGCACAGCUAUUUUCAGGUCUCUCCAGAGAUGUUAAAGUCUGGGCUGUGGCUGGGCCACUCAAGGACAUUCAAAGACUUGUCCUGAAGCCACUGUAACUAUUCCCCAGGUCGUUGCUGUAAAUGAGAACGUGUUCUCAGUCAACUUACCUGGUAACGAGUACUUUUGGGUGUCAGGGAAAAUGUAUGGAGUAAAAAGUACAUUAUUUUAUUUCGGAAUGUAGUGAAGGAAAGUUCACUGCUCAAAAAAAUAAAGGGAACACUAAAAUAACACAUCCUAGAUCUGAAUGAAUGAAAUAUUCUUAUUAAAUACUUUUUUCUUUACAUAGUUGAAUGUGACAACAAAAUCACCCAAAUUUAUCAACCCAUGGAGGUCUGGAUUUGGAGUCACACUCAAAAUUAAAGUGGACAACCACACUACAGGCUGAUCCAACUUUGAUGUAAUGUCCUUAAAACAAGUCAAAAUGAGGCUCAGUAGUAUGUGUGGCCUCCACGUGCCUGUAUGACCUCCCUACAUGCCUGGGCAUGCUUCUGAUGAGGUGGCGGACAGUCUGUGGUGCAACGUGGCGGAUGGAGCGAGACAUGAUGUCCCAGAUGUGCUCAAUUGGAUUCAGGUCUGGGGAACGGGCGGGCCAGUCCAUAGCAUCAAUGCCUUCCUCUUGCAGGAACUGCUGACAUACUCCAGCCACAUAAGGUCUAGCAUUGUCUUGCAUUAGGAGGAACCCAGGGCCAACCGCACCAGCAUAUGGUCUCACAAGGGGUCUGAGGAUCUCAGACCUAAUGGCAGUCAGGCUACCUCUGGCGAGCACAUGGAGGGCUGUGCGGCCCCCCAAAGAAAUGCCAGACUGUCACGUCUGUCACAUGUGCUCAGUGUGAACCUGCUUUCAUCUGUGAAGAGCACAGGGCGCCAGUGGCGAAUUUGCCAAUCUUGGUGUUCUCUGGCAACACCUGCACGGUGUUGGGCUGUAAAGCACAACCCCCACCUGUGGACGUCAGGCCCUCAUACCACCCUCAUGGAGUCUGUUUCUGACCGUUUGAGCAGACACAUGCACAUUUGUGGCCUGCUGGAGGUCAUUUUGCAGGGCUCUGGCAGUGCUCCUCCUGCUCCUCCUUGCACAAAGGCGGAGGAAGCGGUCCUGCUGCUGGGUUGUUGCCCUCCUACGGCCUCCUCCACGUCUCCUGAUGUACUGGCCUGUCUCCUGGUAGCGCCUCCAUGCUCUGGACACUACGCUUACAGACACAGCAAACCUUCUUGUCACAGCUCGCAUUGAUGUGCCAUCCUGGAUGAGCUGCACUACCUGAGCCACUUGUGAGGGUUGUAGACUCCGUCUCAUGCUACCACUAGAGUGAAAGCAUUCAAAAGUGACCAAAACAUCAGCCAGGAAGCAUAGGAACUGAGAAGUGGUCUGCUCACCACCUGCAGAACCACUCCUUUAUUGGGGGUGUCUUGCUAAAUGCCUAUAAUUUCCACCUUGUCUAUUCCAUUUGCACAACAGCAUGUGAAAUGUAUUGUCAAUCAGUGUUGCUUCCUAAGUGGAAAGUUUGAUUUCACAGAAGUGUGAUUGACUUGGAGUUACAUUGUGUUGUUUAAGUUUUCCCUUUAUUUUUUUGAGCAGUGUAUAUUCUAACAUUUUUUUGGUGUAUAUCUAUCCAUCUAUGUCCUUAAUCAGUAUAAAGGAGGAAAUGUUGCUUACUUGUUGAGCAAAAUCAAAGCUGUAAUGCUUGCUGGUUCAGUAGGGCCCCCCAGAGACAACUGCAGGUUGGUGAUCUUGCAGUCAACAAACAUAUUCUGGUAGACAGACCUUGCACUCUUAACAAGCAGGAGAUGCUGCUCUUGCUUCUUCAGCUUGGCUGAUUCAACAGCUUCCGGCAGAUCUGAAGACCUGAUAGUUGUUCCUCUGGCACUGCCAGCACAGGUCUGUCCUGGGCUUAGUGCUUGACAUGCAGGGCAGCAAUUUUCUCCACAGAUUCUUGAAGGAAGACAGCCCGACUACAAGUAGCUCUGGAAAACACAGAAAUAAUGUGAGAUUAAUAAAAGUAGUGCCAAUCAUGUUGGAGAUCAAUUAAAUAAUCAAAACAUGUUUAUGCUUUACAUACCAAGUGUUGCCAUCGAUUCCUUGUGGAGACGCCACACUGCUGCUAUUGUCACAUGGGAUGGCAGCAGCUUUCCACCAAAGUGUUUGUGUCCUGGGUGGCGUCCUGGUAAUAUGACUGGUGGAGGAGAGUCAGGCGUGUUCUACUGAUGCUGAAAGACAAAUUCCAUAUACAAAUAUUUUAGCAUUAUUAUACAAUUGAUGCAAAAUGGCAUUCUGAGAACAUCCCUACACACAGUUCAUACACGUAAUGUUAGCUAGCAAGCCAGCCAGCCAUCUAAUGUCAGCUAGCUAGCUAACAGCAAAUGAUAUAAUCAAUUUUAGAGUAAGGCUGUAACUUAACAAAAUGUUAAAGUCAAGGGGUCUGAAUACUUUCCGAAUACAUACAUACAUACAUACAUACAUACAUACAUACAUACAUACUGUACAAACAGAAAUACUCUUCAGUUUCAGCUGUCCGGGUGGCUGGUCUUAAACGAAUCAGCAGGUGAAUAAGCUAGAUGUGGAUGUCCUGGGCUGGCGUGGUUACACGUGGUCUGCGAUUAUGAGGCCGGUUGGACAUACUGCCAAAUUCUCUAAAACGAAGUUGGAGGUGGCUUAUGGUAGAGAAGAAAAACAUUUAAAUUAUCUGCCAUAGGCUCUGGUGGCCAUUCCUGCAGUCACCAUGCCAAUUGCAUGCUCACUCAAAAUUUGAGACAUCUGUGGCAUUGUGUUGUGACAAACGGCACAUUUUAGAUUGGCCUUUUAUUGGCCCCAGUCCAAGGUGAACCUGUGUAAUGAUCAAGCUGUUAAAAAAACUUUAGAGAAAUAAGCAUUUUGUGCAUAUGGAACUUUUCUGGGGUAUUUUAUUUCAGGUCAUGAAACAUGGGACCAACACUUUACAUGUUGCAUUUAUAUUUUUGUUCAGUAUAGUAUGUUCUGUGGAUGGUAUUAAACUGCAGUAAAUUAUG